Messenger RNA from Brienomyrus brachyistius, 8190 nucleotides. Its product is annotated as FH1/FH2 domain-containing protein 3-like. Gene Ontology annotation, biological process: actin filament network formation; cardiac myofibril assembly; cortical actin cytoskeleton organization. The transcript has 26 exons. The record is from RefSeq and is a predicted model, not a curated record. Gene Ontology annotation, molecular function: actin filament binding. Gene Ontology annotation, cellular component: cytoplasm; cytoskeleton. Bases 413 to 5020 code for a protein of 1535 amino acids. NCBI's taxonomy places the organism in Eukaryota, Metazoa, Chordata, Actinopteri, Osteoglossiformes, Mormyridae.
UCGAGUUUUCUGCAGACGCCGAGCUUGGCAGUCAACUCCCGGCUGCAGUUGCAGCACCUUGUCGGCUCCGUAAUGUCCUUGAACGCUACAGUCCUUCACGACUCAACACAGAGAGAUAUUUAUAAACGAGCAUUAGGAAUUUUAACUGGGACAGUAAAAAUUAACUGAAAGGACGAAGAAAUCCCGGAUCUCAAGAUGCUCUGUUAUAAUUAAUCGUGGCUGUAUUUUUUCUAGUCUACGCAACUUAUCUAUGAAGCAAACACCGCACUGGGUCGCGGGAUAAGUAUACUGAAGAGGAACUGCAGCAGCUUAACUUUGCAAGCUGUUGUUACAUCAUUAUCAGACACGCAACCGGGAGCUCGCAAGCGAAGGAUCAUCUUUUUUAUCCAGCCGGCUCUUGCAUGGCUACACCAUGGCUACCUUUAUAUGCAGGGUUCAGUUUUUAGAUGACACCGAUCCAUUCAACAGCACUAAUUUUCCGGAACCAACAAGACCACCGCUCUAUACGUUUAGGGAGGAUAUUGCGCUAAUAAAUCAAAUAGCCGGAGUCCACAGGAUUCUUAAAGCCCCACACAAGCUCGAUGACUGCGCUCUCCAGCUCUCUCACAGUGGCAACUACCUGGAUCUGGAAUCCAGCCUGGCGGAGCAGCGAGAAGAACUGGAGGGAUUUCAGGAGGACGGUGGCGGGAGAGGCAAGAAGCACAGUAUCGUCCUGCGGACGCAGCUUUCGGUCAGAGUUCACGCCUGCAUCGAGAAGCUGUACAGCUCCAGCGGACGAGAGCUCCGGAGGGCCCUGUUCUCUCUCAAGCAGAUCUUCCAGGAUGACAAGGACCUGGUCCAUGAGUUCAUUGUGGCUGAGGGACUGGCUUGCCUGAUCAAGGUGGGAGCAGAGGCUGACCAGAACUACCAGAACUACAUCCUCAGAGCCCUGGGGCAGAUCAUGCUCUACGUGGAUGGGAUGCAUGGGGUCAUAGGUCACAACGAGACCAUCCAGUGGCUCUACACACUCGUCGGCUCCAAGUUCCGCUUGGUGGUGAAGACAGCCCUCAAACUGCUGCUGGUGUUUGUGGAGUACAUCGAGUCCAAUGCGGCCCUGCUGGUGGAGGCUGUCAGUGCCGUGGACACCAAGCGAGGCUGCAAGAUGUGGUCGAAUGCCAUGGAGAUCCUGGAUGAGAAGGAUGGAAUGGAUACGGAGCUGUUGGUGUUCACCAUGACACUGAUCAACAAGACGCUGGCCGGGCUGCCAGAUCAGGACUCCUUUUACGACGUGGUGGACUGCCUGGAGGAGCAGGGCAUGGAGAGUCUGGCCCAGAGACACCUCAGUCGCAAGGGCACCGACCUGGACCUUGUGGAGCAGUUCAACAUCUAUGAGACGACGUUGAGACACGAGGAUGGGGACGAUGACGGCCAGCCGCCGCCCACGGGGUGGAAGGACCGACGGCGCGCCAGUCUGGGAGGGAGCUGCGAGAGGCGGGGCCUGGAGAGGCGGCGUAGCCGGAGGCACUCUGUCCACAGUGGGCGGGGCCACGCCUCUGCCCCCGCCUCGCCCAGCACCCCACACUGCCACGCCCACACGGGUCACUUCCUGCCGUUUUCUGGACAAAGGGUUGAGGACGUAUCAGAGAGGAACAGUCCAUACAUGGGCCGAUCCUACUCUAGCAUUAGUGCCCCCUCUACCCCCUCCAGUCGCUAUGGUGCCACGGUCUCUCCUUCAGCAGACUCCAGCUCCUCUCCUGCUGCGGGCAUUUCCCGACCACCCCUGGGGGGUUUGCUGACCUCGUCGUACCGGCAGCACCAGGAAUCUCUGGCUUCGGAGCGCGAGAGGCGGAGGAUCGAGAGGGAGGAGCGGCUGCUGAGAAUUGAGCGUGAGGAGAGGAGUCGUUUCAGCCGGGACUAUGUUGACAAAAGGGAGGAGGUCAGACAAGCCCGUGAGGAGAGGUACAAGCAGGUGGAGAAGCUGGCAGCAGCGGAGUACGAGAAGGAACGUCAGCAGACGCCCCCCCGGGGCCGCAGCGAGCUCACCCUGUCACUGAGUCCACGCCGCCCCAGCCCCAGCUCGGCGUCCAUCUGUGCGACCCUGUCAUCCGUGGAGCCCCGGCUGGAAGUCGCGGCACGCUCGCCCUCAGCCUCCUCAGUGCCCUCAGCGCCCUCAGCCUCCUCAGCGCCCUCAGCCUCCUCAGCGCCCUCAGCCUCCUCAGCGCCUUCAGCGCGCUCGCCCUCAGGUCAAGUCCGCGAUGGACACCAUGCAUUAAACCACGAGUCCAUAACUGGUGCGGAACCUGAGGCAGAGGUGGCAGGAUCUUCUUCGGAGUCGGUGGAGGAGGAGGUACCAGACAAAAGUGAUGUCGGGUGGAAGGUGAAGCAGAAAGUACAAGAGGGAAAGCCGUUGGUGAAGAAAGAGGAGGAAGAAAGAGAUGAGGAAGACGAGAGGUGCGUACGAGCGAUGGAGCCGAGUGCGGAGGUAGAGGGGGGGCAAGAGCAGGGAGCAGAGCAGGACAGCGAGGACGCCUCCCCUUUGAGCGAGAAGGAGAGGCAGAACGAGGACCUCAAUGAGAAGGACAACUGCUCAGCGUCCAGCAUCUCAUCAGCCAGCAGCACUUUGGAGAGGGAGGAGCGGGAGGAGAAACCCACCAGUGACACGGAAACAGAGACGUGGUCACAGUGCAUUAAGGAUGCAGACGUGAAUGAACAAUGUAGUAAGAUCCUCAAUAGCAAACUCUUUAUGUCGGACAUGCUUUAUUCCCAAAACAAACCUGCUAUGGAGAAUGAGGAGAAGGACGGUGAAAAGGGCCGAGAACGGAAGGUGUGUGAAGGUCAGGACCCGUCCGUGACAAGCCUGGCCAGCAGGAUCUCUACGCUGGAGGCCAACCGGCAAGCUUCCGAGGAGAACGUGAAGAAGAUGGAUGUGGAGCAUCUGGACAACCAGGGCAGUGUCCGGGCUGUGGCUGAGAAGUUUGGCGAUUUGGUGAAGGGGCUGGUGUCCCCACCAGAACCUGAGGUACCGGAGAAACAGCCAGCGCACCCAGACCGGACUAUACACUCCGCUUCACCGCUUCCUGCUAAGAAGGAGUCCGAUUACAUCUGGGACCAGCUGAUGGCAAGUCCGCGAGAGCUCCGCAUCAAAGACAUGGAUUUCACCGAUCUGGUGGAGGAGGACGACCUGGACAUCCUGGAUGUGGGUAACAUGGGGUCUGCUGACCUGAGAGACUCGGUUCCACCCCCACCCCCACCUCCCUGUCUCAACUCCUUGCCGCCCCCACCUCCCUUGUUGGGGUGUCCUCCACCACCUCCAGUCCCGGGCAUGAUGCCUCCACCCCCACCCUUUUCUUCAUCAGUGCCACCCCCACAGCUCCACCUCAGAUCCCUGCAGCUGGGCCUGGGUGAGCCCCCCGCAUUUGUAAAGAAAAAGAAGACUAUCCGCUUAUUCUGGAAUGAGGUCCGACCUGUGGAUUGGCAGCACCGCAAGCACUCACUGUGGUCCAAAUUGGACCCCGUCAAGGUUGACACGUCUAAACUGGAGCACCUCUUUGAAUCUAAGUCCAAGGAACUACCUGUCACCAAGAAAUCGGCGGCGGACGGCAAGCGUCAGGAGAUCAUUGUCUUGGACUCAAAGCGGAGCAAUGCCAUCAACAUCGGGCUCACCGUGCUGCCCCCCCCACGCACCAUCAAGACGGCCAUCCUGAACUUCGACGAGUAUGCUUUGAACAAGGAGGGCAUUGAGAAAAUUCUGACCAUGAUCCCCACAGAGGAGGAGAAGCAGAAGAUCCAGGAGGCCCAGCUGGCCAACCCGGAGGUCCCGCUGGGCAGCGCUGAGCAGUUCCUCCUCACCCUGUCCUCCAUCAGCGAGCUCUCCGCCCGCCUGCAGCUCUGGGCCUUCAAGAUGGACUACGAGGUCAUGGAGAAGGAAGUAGCUGAGCCACUGCAGGACCUGAAGGAAGGGAUGGAUCAACUGGAGAAGAACAAGACACUGCGACACAUCCUGUCCACACUGCUGGCCAUCGGGAACUUCCUCAACGGAACCAACGCGAAGGGCUUUGAGCUGAGCUACCUAGAGAAGGUCCCGGAAGUGAAGGACACAGUGCACAAGCAGUCCCUGCUGCAUCACGCCUGCGCCAUCGUGGCAGAGAACUUCCCCGACAGCUCCGACCUCUACUCCGAGAUCGGGGCCAUCACGCGGUCAGCAAAGGUGGACUUUGACCAGCUGCAGGAGAGCCUCGUUCAGAUGGAGAGGCGGUGCAAGGCAUCAUGGGACCACCUGAAACUUAUCACUAAGCAUGAGAUGAAGCCAGCACUGAAACAGAAGAUGUCGGAGUUCCUUAAGGACUGCGGCGAGAGAAUAAUCAUCUUGAAAAUUGUACAUCGUAGAAUAAUCAACCGGUUCCACACGUUCUUGCUGUUCCUGGGCUACCCUGCCUAUGCAGUGCGCGAGGUGAGCGUUCACCGCUUCAGCAAGACCGUGAGCGAGUUCGCCCUCGAGUACCGAACCACACGGGACCGCGUGCUGCAGCAGAAGCAGAAGAGGGCCAGCCACCGGGAGAGGAACAAGACCCGGGGCAAGAUGAUCACGGAAAGCGAUGAUGAAGAGGACACUGAGGACGGUAAAUUCUGCACGACCUCGGCAACUGCCCCCGAAACCCAGCCCCAGGGCCUUCAGUACGCCGAGGACGCGAAGGAGCACGAGCACAUGAAGGCAGUACUGAAGAGCAGCCUGCAGGGCGGCGACUGCGAGGCGUCUCUCCUCCCGGGGCUCCGGACACGUACCCGAGCCUCCAGAGGCCGAAUGGGCUCCUGGUCAGUUUCGAACGACGAUAACCCAGUCGUCACGGAGGACGCGGCGGAUGAGAUCAUGGAGCAAAUCGUGAGGUCCGCCACGCAGGGCCCGAGCCAGCGCACGCAGCCCCGCGAGAGGAGGCGUUCCCGUGCCAACCGGAAAUCGCUGAGAAGGACACUGAAGGGGGGCCUGACUCCAGAGGAAGCACAAGCGCUGGGUCUCAUCAGCAAUUCGGAGAUGCGGGUCUGAGGGGGAGGAGCAAGUACCUAAUCAUCCGGGGAAGGCCCACUCAUUGGCCCUUUGCCCUACGCCCCGCCCCAACCUCCUGGAAGCCGCCUCCCCCCCCCCGCACCCCUGUCACCGCUCACUGCCUCUGAAGCUGAGGCCUUUUUAGCGAGCUGUGCCCCCCGGCCCCAUUCCUUCAGGGGUGAAAAAGGAGACUGUGAAAUCACUCUCUGGUUAAAUGGGCUGAAAUGAAGCUGUGAAACAGCCUAUUAGAGAUACGUCUUUAUUUUUCUACUCACGUUAUUUACUUUGCCGAUUCCCCAGCGUCUGGGGGACGACUAUAAUUUCUCCCUGUAGCUGGAUUGUUGUUGGAGUAACUGAGGUAAUGUACUAUUCUCAAGGGUACUAAGACACUCAGGUGGAAAGGCCAGUGUUCGAGCGAGUGGCACACACAAGGCCCAUGCCGGAGGGCAUGUCACCAUAUUGGGGUUUGUUAAGUUCCGUUAGGCUGGGUGUCAAUAACUGAAGUGUUUACAGUAUUUACCUGAGGUCAUUCCUAGACGAGCACCGAGUCUGGAAAUAAGGAACCGUUCUGUUGAUUCUUGCUUGAACAUUGAAAAUAAUACUUUAAUCUGGGGAGCAAACACCCCCUGAGAUGGUGUCUGUGGAUCAGUCAGGUCAGCCCCCAGUGUGCUGGCUGUAUGUUGUACUUCCCUGUUGUGUCUUCUAAUGAGUGUAAUAAUAUUUCACACCAAAUCAAGUGCUUUAUGUUAGUCCUGCCUGGGAUAUGAAUCAGGAGGAAGCUCUCUGACCCCUAGCAACACAGAAGUCCACCCUGAACUUAAAGCACACCUGAGACCUGCAUCUCAACUCUAUUACAGUGUUUUCUUUUUUUCUAAUAGAGAAAUAGUUAGUAUGUGUGCAUAUUACUGUUAUGUUUUAAGGUGGAAGCUUAUCUCCUCUUUCGGAAACUGUGAGAAAGGGCUAUUUGCAGAAAAAAAGGUUGUUUGAAAAGGGAUUUGUUAAGGAACAAUUUUACAUGGCAAGAGGGGCUCGGAAAGUCAGGCUGUUUUUGUUGACGCUUUUUACUACAGUUUUAGAUGCAAAAGGUAUGUUAGAAAGUGACAGGAAUGUUAGAAAAGCACAACAUGUAAGUGAAAGACUGUUUCAGACGUGAAUCACGCGGCCUGUAGCUAAUGUGUAGGUUAUUCUGGGCGUGGAGAGUUCGCCCCCCCCCCCCCCCCCCCCGUGGUCAAAUCCGCAGAGUAUGACUGAGAUUAAGGAGCUUUGUCUCAUGAAAGCUGCACACGGGUGACAUUCUGACUGAGAUCCGUCACAGUGACGUGUAACGAAAACAUGCACCUCCAUGCGUUACGUGACACAUAGCGGGCGUGUAACGAAAACAUGCACCUCCAUGCGUUACGUGACACAUAGCGGCCGUGUAACGAAAACAUGCACCUCCAUGCGUUACGUGACACAUAGCGGGCGUGUAACGAAAACAUGCACCUCCAUGCGUUACGUGACACAUAGCGGCCGUGUAACGAAAACACUUCUGCGUGGAGAAAAUGCUGAACAAAAAAAAAGGUUUCAUCUGCUGUUCGUUAUGUGGAAUACGUUGUGUUUAUUUUUUAUUGAACUUUCUCAUUGUCUGUUGUUUUUUUCCCAUUUAUUUUGUUUUGUUUAAAUCUAAACAGGUAUGGAGCUGAAACGUGGGUUUUACUACAUGGGGGGGUUUCACUUUGAGCAAAGGCUUGAAUUUGGUCACCUCAUACUGCGUUGCCAUGAAAUACAUGAGUGUAUGAAUGAAAACCAAGAUGUUGCGGGAGAUGGAUUCAUUUCUGAUGGUACUCAAGCAGUGUCCUCCACCCUAUACAAGUUAUUAGGUGUUAGACAUUUGAUAGUGAACUUGGAGAACUGUGACCCAGACCCAGCUUGGAUAGUGGGGGUGACGUCAUCCUUGCUGACAAAGGACAAACUACCGCCGUCAAGCGGAGAUCGAGAGGGUUUCUGAGCAGCCAGCUGAAAGGCUGCUCUCGGGCCCAAGAACGACCGGGAGGUUCAUGCAGUCCUUAAGUAUUCAAACAUCAGGAAAGAUUUUUUUAAAAACAGAAAUGAACUGUGUCCAUUGAAGGGCUUCAGACAAACGAGUGCCUUUCAGAGUGAACUUUCUGUAUUUAUUCAGUCGCAUUUCAGGGAGAAACUCAAGCGGAUGUAACGUCGCGUGACGAGACAGCUGCUGCUCUUACAUUCAGUAGUUGAAACCCUGGAGUCAGAUGCUGUCAGAGAAGCUGACCGCCCCCAAGUCAUGUAACAGCCGUGACCAUCUUCAAUCCCCCCCACACCCUCAGUUAUACGAUACAUUGUUACACCGCUGUAGUGUUUUGGUCAAGAAACAAAACCUCAAAUUAGCCUUUUGACAAGAAUAGUUCUGCCAAACAUUUUGAAUGAUUAUCACAAAGAUUUGUUCACAACUUGGACCCGAACUACAUUUCGACAUGUAGCUUGAUUCAAAUGGCACUACGAGUCGUUCUUUCUGACUUGUUUGUUGAAAGUAAAAAAAAUAACUGUAGUAUGUACAAUACAGCACCUUAUCUACUGGUCGUAGCAUGAGAUUUCUAUUGAAAAUGAUAGUAUGGAUAUUAGAAAAAGUUGAAUCUGUAAAGUUAUAGAAAAUAUAUAAAAACAAAAGGAUACACACUGUACAAAUAUGUAAAUGUUACAACGUUGUGUUUUUCUUGUUCAUGUUUCUGUAGCAUAGUGUAUUAUAGGCUAAUUCAGUAGCAGUUUCAUUCUGUGAAUUGUAAUUUAAGAAAAGCCUGCAUGGUUAAACAUGAUUAUCUACAGGGGCAAACCAGUGAAAAAGGGAAGGUCGUCGACGCGUGAUGUCAGUGUUCAGUGAACAUCUGCUUGGAUUAAGUUCUUGCAUCGCUUUCACUCCUCACAGACUUGAAGUGAACUUUAGAAAAAUGUCAAGACUCACCGCCUACAGCUCCGGCGAAGCAGCAAAAAUAAACGAUUAAAAAAGGGAAGCUGAUCUCAGCACACAGCAAGUCCGUGCCAUGUCAAGGCGGCGCAGGGGGUGGGCGAGGAUCCGACGUAACAGUCAGGCUGUUCUGCUUAUAUAUGCACCACAUAGCAGUAUGUAUACAAUAAAAAUCUCGCAAUAAAAAUCUGUAAUAAACCAGUAAAAUAGC